Molecule: messenger RNA, 2523 nt
Organism: Linum trigynum
Lineage: Eukaryota; Viridiplantae; Streptophyta; Magnoliopsida; Malpighiales; Linaceae
Source: the annotation of a GenBank genome assembly
CGAUAUUUUUGUUGUUGUUCCCGUAUCUUUCAUUAUAAUAAGCAGGUCAUCCAAAUAUGUUUCCUGCUAAUUGAAUAGCAGAACACCAACAAUAACUACGAUCUUAAAACUCAACCUUGACACAGACAAAUCUAACAUUUCCAUUGAAGUCAAGAAACAACAAAUAAGGACAAGACAUGAUCCAAGUUUUGGCACCGUCCUCAUUGUCUAAUUACUCUAUUGUUAGUUCUUACAUAACAUCCGAUCAUCAAAUACAUAUUAGAUGGUUAUCAUCCUAUACUAUGGACCAACUCAUAUUACUCCAAAGAUGCAAGACCCAAUAAUAAAUUGUGCAAAUUCUCAGGAUACCAAAUGUAAUUAACCAAAAAAAUCUGCAUUUUGGAUUCAUUUAGACAUUCUUUGGAAAGCUCUUUUGUCAUCAUCAGACCAAUAGCCACCAAACAAGUAAAUAAUAAUCUGAAAAUAGAAAUGGAAAAAGAGCAGAGAGCGAGUAACCCAAAAUUGAACGACGAACCAAGGAAGGCAAAAACGCGGAUAGUUGGUUGACACCAUGGUUUCCUCCUCUCUUCUCUAACAAUUCUCCUUCUCUUUGCUUCCUUCCUCAAGUCUCUCACAAACGGUCAAACGCCAUUCCUCCAGCCGCCUCAGUUCUUGCUUCUGGGCAAAAUCCCUCCUUCCCAUUUCACAAGAUCGCAGCUUUUUGCAUUAAGCUUUCUGGGUCAGCUUCAGAUUCGGUCAAUUUUCAGGUAACUCGAAGCUUCAAUCAGCUUAUUCACUUCCCAAAAGAAGUUCACUUUGGGGAAAUGUUCGUAUAGGGUUUCAGUUCUGCAUAAUUGGUUUUCAAUUUCUGAAUGCUUUGGCUGUAAGUUCAGUUUAGCUACUUCGAUCUCUCAAUUUUUAGUGCAGUUGUGGAAUUUAAGAAUUGGUGGCUUUACAUUUGGGGGAAAGUUCUGAGCUUUACUUUGGUAGCUUGUUCUUAGCUUUUCCAGCGGCGAGUAAAGCAUCUGAUUUUCAACUUAUGUGGUUCGUUUUACCUUUAAUUUGGAUAUGAUGGGAGGGCAAUGUAGUAAGGGCAGCAAAACUGUUGAAGACCCCUCACCAUCAUCAAGUAGCGGUAGAAAAGCCAUUGAACCUGCACCUUCAGACUCCACCAUGAACCCUAAUCACCACAUGUCAGCAGCAUUGACCUCUUACGAAGACGCCUGCAAAACCGAUCCAGAACUGCAGGCAUUCGAUGCAACCCUCCAUGAGAAAACCAAUCGAGUCAUCAACAGCCUUGCCACAACCGUCGAGGUCAGAUCUUUAUCCUUUGAUUCGCUCAAAGAGGUCACCAGCUGCCUCCUUGACAUGAACCAGGAGGUAGUUAAAGUCAUACUCGACUGCAAGCGAGAUGUGUGGAAGGAUGAUGACUUGUUCGAAUUGGUAGAGGAAUACUUCGACAACAGCAUCAAGACCAUGGACUUCUGUGCCGUCCUCGAGAACUGCCUCAAGCGAGCUCGUAACAGCCAGCUUCUCAUCCACGUAGCAGUCAACCAGUUCGAGGAAGAAUGGCCUUUGCAAGUAGGGUUUGCGAAGACGUUGCACGAGCUGAAGAUGUUUAAAGAUGCAGAGAAUCCUUUCACCGAAGAGUUUUUCAACCUGUUUCAGCUGGUUUACAGGCAGCAGAUUUCAAUGCUCGAGAAGCUGCAGCGCAGGAAGUCGAAGCUCGAUAAGAAGAUCAAGUCGAUGAAGAAAUGGAGGAUGGUGACCAACGUGUUGUUCGUCUCUGCAUUUGUCUCGGUGCUUGUUUUCUCGGUGGUGGCAGCUGCUAUCGCUGCACCUCCUGUCAUCACAGCAUUAGCUGGAGCUUUAGCUGUUCCGAUUGGUUCAAUUGGGAAGUGGUGCAAUAAUCUGUGGAACAAGUAUAUGCAGGCAUUGAAAGGGCAGAAGGAGUUGGUUAGUUUCAUGCAGGUGGGGACUUUCAUUACUAUUAAAGACAUGGAUACUAUAAGGGUGCUUGUGGGGAAAUUGGAAGUUGAGAUAGAGGGUUUGGUGCAGAACACGGAGUUUGCUUUGCAGGAUGAAGGAGGAGUUGCUGUGAAGCUUGUGAUCGAUGAGAUCAAGAAAAAGCUAGCGAUGUUUAAUGAGACCAUUGAUGCUUUAGGGGAGCAUACACAUAAGUGUAGCCGGGAUAUUAGCCAGGCGAGGACGGUUAUCUUGCAGAGGAUUAUCAGGUAUCCUGGACAAUGAUGAUCAUUGGUGAAAGAUUGUCCCUUUCAGUUGAUAGAGGUCAAAUUAACUUGCAACCAAGCCAUCUAUUUACCAUAUAGAUAGAUAUCUACUACUGUUGUUCUUAAUGAUGCAUCUCCUCUAAUGCAGGAGGCUUUCUUUUCAUGAAAAGAAGCUGUUGGGUUCUUUCUUUAUUGUCUUCUACCCUUUUAACAUGAGUUGUAUUGGAGAGAUAUGAUACUUUGAGUGAUUUUGAUUUAAUUCAUGUAUUGAUUGAGUGUGAUUGUUGAAGCUCAAUAUAAUGCAGUUACCUAU